UGCCUUGCCCCUGACAUGGUGCUGGGAAAGGGGUGGCACGCUGAUAUCAGUGCUCUCACUCUGCUGGCCCAAAUCCAGCCCAGUGGGCUCGAGAUCAGGGGCCAGGACAAUGAGUGGAUCAAGGCCAAGUCCAUUCCCCACUCCUUUACUAUCCAGAUUGGUGACCUCAUGGAGGGGUACACGAACGGGCUGUACAAGAGUGUAGAGAACAGGGUGGUGGUGAGUGGAAAGAAGGAGAUGUAUUCAGUAGCGCUGGCGUUUGUGUCGGCCAUCGAGGCGACUGUGCAGCCGUUGCCUGAUCUUGUUAACGAGCAGAACCCAGCCAAGUACGAGCCUUUCAACUAUGGCAACUUUUAUAGGGUGAGGAGGCUCAGCAACUGUGUGAAAUUGGCGAGUGAGAAUGACAUUGUCACCAUUCACACCUUCAAGAAGCCUACUACUCCUGCUCCCACUGCUGCUGCUACUGUUGCUGCUUAAAUCUUUUCACCUCAAGCCACCCUAGUUUAUCUCUCUAUCUCUUAAAAUUUGCUUU
This is a messenger RNA of Amborella trichopoda, 532 nucleotides long. Its product is annotated as protein LATERAL BRANCHING OXIDOREDUCTASE 1. The record is from RefSeq and is a predicted model, not a curated record. Lineage: Eukaryota; Viridiplantae; Streptophyta; Magnoliopsida; Amborellales; Amborellaceae.